CUGUGACGAUGAAACACCAUGGCCAUCCAUGAACAACUCCCAUAUGGCUACCUUGGACGAUGAGCUGGACUUUGACGAAAGCGGCCUUGAGCAAUUGCCGCAAUCCACUCUGCAAGACCUUGAGUUGAACGCGCUUUCCUCGACUCAACGCGAAGUUGCCGCGUGUAGGCAAGCGCAAUACAGACAGACAAUCCGCCCUCUCAAAUUGACCAGGCCAAGUCUGCCGCCAGUCGCCACUCCUGCUGCAACUACUACCGAUUACGAUGCCCCAAACUCGCCUGAAUCAGACUACGGCCUGGACGACACCAUCGAUGAUGAGGAAGUCCUUGACCUGAACGCCGACACGACCACCUAUCAGCCUCAGCUGCAACAGACCUAUGCGCAAUCCCGAGUUAACAAUAGCCGCUACGAGCCAUCUGUCAAUGACCCCAUCGUGCUAGACGAUGCUCCAGACAUCCAUGACCAUGUGAAUCACGCCCACGACCAUGUCCAGCCCACCGACACCACCGCCAUCGAUGCCCACAUUAGAAAGCUCGAGGCCGAAUUGAAUGCUGUCCGCUUGUCUCUGCAAAAUGCAAAAGACCAAAAUCAGAAACAGGCUGGGGAGUUGUCUACAAUCCGCGCCAGGCGUGAGAAAGAUGCCAAAGAGCACGAACAGCAAUUACAGGCUCUGAACAAGACGCGUGCUGAUGAUGCUGCAAAGCAAAAGGCCGACUUGGAGGCAAAGAAGAAAGAGAUCGAGGCCUACGAGACGAACAACCGUUUCCUAGAGCACGAUCUAGCCCAAGCAAGAGACGAGCGCUCCAAGAGAAUCAAGCCUACCAGAACUGCCACGGGUAAGCUUACUCGUCAGCCCUCUCAGUCAUUACCCUAUCGCGAUGGCUUCGAUGACAACGAGAUCGUGACACUGUCUCCUUCAAAGCCGAAGGAUAGAUCCAAAUCUUCUACCCCAAAGGUAGGUGAGAAGCGGAAGAGAAAUGCUGCUGUCAGUCCUGCUCCUCAGCUGCAACUCAACCCCCAACCUUCUGUAUCGUCCUCGCCUGCUGCCCUCCUGCCCGAGUCGACUCCUGUGAUCGAAGAUGUGCUUCGACCACAAGAUGACUCGCAAUUUCAGCUGAUUCGACAUUUAAUGAAUCACCGUCCUUCCAAGUCACGAGAAAGAGUCUUGGAGACGAUGAGUCGUCUCUCUUUUCCUUCUUUACCCGGUCAAUCCAUAUCUGGUCUCAUAACCGAAGGUCUGUCCCAGUUUGUUGGUGUGGACGAAAACGAUGACCUUUCCUGCUUUGCCUGCAGUCUCCUCUCAGACUUGUGGGAGACAUGUUUGCGGGACAAGUUCUACACGCCGAUAUACCUGAUACUAGAUCUGUAUGAGUUUAUCCUUGCCAGAUCGCUUGGACCUCCAAAGUUCUCGCUCGUCGAGCGCUUCCUUCCGCUUGCGACCAGAACGAUAGAUCUGGUUGCUGUUCCCCGCGUACGUCUAGUCUCGGGCGCCAAGGUUGAUUCUCAUCUUCUUGAAUGCAUAAACGUCGACCAGAUCCUGGUCUUGAUGCACGGCAUGGCAUUCGAUGCAAGCCUCAACGUCGAGUCGUGUCAGGCAUUUUGGAAGAAGAUGGAGUUCGAAUUCACCCUGAUGAUGCUGAACCAGAGUCAGCCACUUCCGCAGAUUGUUCUAGUACUUCAAAUGCUGGGCAGCUCGGUCAUGGCCGAGUCGUUCAGCAUCGUAUUGGAUGACCCGGAAAAGCAGUCUACCUUGGAAGGUCAUACAAUUGAUCGCCUCACGACUUUGCUGUUUGAACGACCUGAGGCUCCACCCGGAGAGUCGCCAUACGAAGAUCAUGAAGUUGCUACUCUGCAAAUCGAGACGAUUCGAGUUCUGAACGGACUAGCUACGACAAAGCAUGGGAGUGAAGUGUUGGCUCAACACCGUACAGCCAUUGGGCGACUGGUUCGUCUGUUGCACGUUUCGGUAACCAAGCUAUAUGACCUUCCCCCUACCAAGCAUGGUGUUCUUGAUGAGGCGGCCAAAGGACCCGAGUUCAGUACAAUUCACGAACUCACGUCAAGUCUGAUCAAUCUGACAGUCAGGUUGAUAUAUCAUCUACUGACGAACUACGGCGAUACGAUCAAUCUACGGGAGAAGCUCAUGGUGAUACCAGGCGGGCAUCACAAGUUUUUGGUUUCCUUAACACGACUGGCUUUUUCAGAGCAGCUGGUGUAUGAGGCUGGCCUCGACAACGAGGCUCUCGACGCUGCUCAUGAAAUUUUGGAUGGUAUCCUGAGUCCGGAGGAAGGCGAAGCUGUCGUGCAAGCGAUCGAAACACCUCGUGGCACAACUGGGACAAGGGUGUCUACUUUUGGUUAGAUAGCGAAGGCUUGAGGAAUCUUGACAUGCCGAGCUGUGGUCGAAUUGGAUGGACAGAAUACCGGGCAGGCACCUGAUGUUUGGAUACAAUCAGCUUGCGUAUAUGCGACUGCUGCAGCUGAUAGUUUGCAAAGUCAGAAAAGCACGUCUAUAGGAGCGCAUGAGUCUGCGAAGAAAAGCAGCAGGACUGACGAUUUACGAACAAAUAGACAAGAUUAUGCUCACUGCUCUUCGCUAUCACAAGAUCAAGACGAAUGCAAAGGGUG
Aureobasidium pullulans EXF-150 is the source of this 2628-nucleotide messenger RNA. RefSeq lists its product as uncharacterized. Lineage: Eukaryota; Fungi; Ascomycota; Dothideomycetes; Dothideales; Saccotheciaceae. Bases 29 to 2362 code for a protein of 777 amino acids. The transcript is spliced from 3 exons. The record is from RefSeq and is a predicted model, not a curated record.